AGCCGCAGAGCAAAACACCUCCGUCAUUCCGUCCCCUGGCAGCACUCAGCUUUUCCCGAAUCGAGCCUUGCGCCGACGCCGACGACGACAGCCUGCAGCCGCCCUGCCCACCAAUUGAAGGCGGAACCUCUGACACGGACUCUCAACCCACACAAUGGCAUCGCUCGCCCGUCCGCUGCGGCAGGCGCUGUCAGCGACAACCCGGGCCGGCCCGUCGCUGUUGUCGUCCACUGCCUCCCGCCCGGCCCCGGCACGAAGCACCCUCCUCCAGAACAGCGCAAAGGCCGCUGCCUUCCACGCCUCGAGCAGGAGAUGCCUACUGCCCCCGCUCCCCCAGACGGUUGAAGGAACUGUUAACGACCCAGCUCCCAUCCCGCCCACAUCUCCGGCGCACGGCUCAUACCACUGGACGUCGGAACGCCUCCUGGCGGCGGGCCUGGUGCCGCUGACGGUUGCCCCCUUCGCCGCGGGCUCGCUGAACCCCACCAUGGACGCCGUGCUCAUCUCGGCCCUCCUCCUGCACUCGCACCUGGGCCUGCAGGUCGCCAUUGUCGACUACCUGCCCAAGCGCCGCGUGCCCAAGUCCCGCAUGGCCGCCAUGUGGGCCCUCAACAUCGCCACCAUCGUUGCCGGCAUCGGCCUGUACGAGUUCGAGACCAACGAUGUUGGGCUGACCGAGGGGAUCAAGAGGGUAUGGAAGGCAUAGGUGGUGGGUUGUUUUGGAUCAGAUUAGACACCCGCCGUGGCUGGGGCUGGGAGGCGGGGAUGACGCCUCAGGCGAAAAAUGGUGGCCUGGUUGCGCCCACACACCUCCUACAGGUAUCUCGCUUUCACCCUAGCGAAAUAAUCCGUGAUUGUAUAGCUGUUAUUGUACAUCCUACGAAUCGUACAACGGCUGGCUUGCUAUGGACUUCUCAUCUGCACCUUUUGGCAUGCGCGGCCAUGUGUUGGCUACCCGGUAUAGCGACAAGGCAAAAGAGCAAGCCCUGACUCGGUCGAAGCUAUAUCGUAGGUGCCUGGUCUGGAGGCUCGCGGGGAGAAAAGGGGGCUUUCAGAUUGCUCCGGCAUUGCAAACGAUCGCCGGAUUGCAGAAUCCGCCUGAGACCAGACUCCAGUGUCCACCGUCGAAAAAGCAGGCCUUGGAAACUACCUAGUUACCUAGCGCCAAUCUUCUGUGCACAACACGGUUCCCCUAUCUCUAUGCCAUCCAGUGAUAACCCCAUGCUCCUGACCUGUGCGACGAUGUAUCCACAGCGUACCCGCCAUCGAGGCAAGGAGGCGCCUAGGCAGGUAGUUAGGCGCGGCUGGCGCGGCUACAAAUAGAUUGGGUUUAGCAGUACCGCGUCUGGUACAGUUCAGGCGACGGAAAUCCAUCAGGGGUUCUGGGAAGAAGGUUGACACUACGGGUAAACCAGAAGCAGAUAUCGAGAGCACCCCAAAUAGCAGCCAGCAUGUGAGGAAUCGCAAUGAAGACAGGACCAUCCAAGAUCAAAUGUCCUAUACCCAGGGCUGCGCAUCCCUUCUGGCGGCCCUGAGGGCCGGUUGACACACAAACUUAUAGACGACCAAUUUUGAAAACGUCAGACAAGCAGCUGCUUGUCCGUGUU
Messenger RNA from Gaeumannomyces tritici R3-111a-1, 1607 nucleotides. RefSeq lists its product as hypothetical. Gene Ontology annotation, cellular component: membrane; mitochondrial envelope. Gene Ontology annotation, molecular function: heme binding; ubiquinone binding. The transcript is spliced from 3 exons. The record is from RefSeq and is a predicted model, not a curated record. NCBI's taxonomy places the organism in Eukaryota, Fungi, Ascomycota, Sordariomycetes, Magnaporthales, Magnaporthaceae. Gene Ontology annotation, biological process: mitochondrial electron transport, succinate to ubiquinone; tricarboxylic acid cycle. Bases 155 to 706 code for a protein of 183 amino acids.